Molecule: messenger RNA, 810 nt
Organism: Penicillium malachiteum
Lineage: Eukaryota; Fungi; Ascomycota; Eurotiomycetes; Eurotiales; Aspergillaceae
Product: tetratricopeptide repeat protein
Exons: 1
Coding region: 1-810 (269 amino acids)
Molecular function (GO): protein binding
Source: RefSeq, a predicted model, not a curated record
AUGGAAAUAGGUCAUGUGAAGUCCGUUCUGCAACAUGCGGAAAAGGCCUAUCAAAGUGCAGAGAUGAAUUUUAUGCUGCCCAGGAUCUUCAAGUAUGGAAAGCCUGGGUGGUAUCUAUAUUAUGUCGUUGGUCAGAUGCAUCUCUUGCUUGGCGACCAAGAACAGGCAGAGCACUAUCACCAGAAGGUGUUGCACUUAGAACAACGAGAUGUGACAGACAAAUCUUUCCAAGCUCCUGUUUCGACUGAACAUGUUAAGCGCAUUCACGGGAAAGGAAUAAACCAAAACGCGACUCUUAAGAGGUCGGACAAUCCGUGCUUAGAAGACUACCUUUCCAAGCUCUCAAACGCACUGUCUCAAGCAUCGGCACGUAUAAGCAAGGGCUCCUACCUCGAAGCAGAAGAGCUACUCAGGAAAAUAUCCCAGGAAGCGCGAGAAGAAUUGGGCAAAACUCACCCUCUUGCAAUAACUGCUUUGAUCCGUCUCAGUCAAACACAAAGUGUUCGAAGUUAUUUCAAAGAAAGCGCAAAGACAUUUGAAGAAAUUCUCAAUUUGCAAAGGGAAAUGCUGCCAAAGAGCCACCAAGGACCACACAAUAUCUAUCGUGGUAUCUUCACAAGUCUAGAAACCUUAGCCUUCACCUAUCAAAGUUACGGCGACUUUGUAUCCGCCCAGGAGAGGCUAGAGCAAGCAAUCAAAGUUCUGAACGAUCAUCUUAAUAAUCCUUGGGCUAUAAAUUCUUGCAAAAAACACUUGAGACUCGUGCUUCAACAACAGGGACGACAGAAAGAAGCCGAAGAGUUGAAGUGA